CAGCCAGCAAGCCGAAGCUUCGACGAUGGCCGAUGCAGUGCAAGAUAUCCUCGCUGGGAACACGUCGAGCCUACAGCACGUGUGGUCACAAGUCGGCAUCACUAGUACCUACGUCACAUCACCCAGCGGUGCAUUCAACGCUCUCGAAGUGGUCUGCGCUGCUAGCCUGUUCCUGCUUAUCAGUUCCAUAGGAUCGGGCUAUAGCAACUUGAGCCUUCUUCAGCUAGUGUCCUUCACGUACAGCCUGCUGGGACUGCACAUGCUUUGCGUAGGACUCAUCAGUGUGCAGUUCACCUACGUCAUCACGAACACGAUAUACUACGUCUGUUACAACUACGGCGCUGCAGCUGCCUACCUAGUGUCCGCAGUGUUUGCCAUCUCCGUUGGCCUGAACCCCUUCAAGACAACGACGUCUUUGGUCAGCGUGGCAUUGGCACUGGCCUGCACGUUCUUGCAUUUUGGGCAUGGCGUAUACUGGGGCAAGAGCGCAUCGACGGCCGCUCCCUAAGUUGGUACAUCCGAGCUAUCUGCGGAUCACGCAUCAACAACAGUGGCUUGAACUUUGUAUAAACCU
Messenger RNA from Rhipicephalus sanguineus (brown dog tick), 574 nucleotides. RefSeq lists its product as uncharacterized. The record is from RefSeq and is a predicted model, not a curated record. Bases 26 to 508 code for a protein of 160 amino acids. NCBI's taxonomy places the organism in Eukaryota, Metazoa, Arthropoda, Arachnida, Ixodida, Ixodidae. The transcript is spliced from 4 exons.